GACCAGCAGCAGUCGCGUGGCUGCCUCCGACAAUGCAGUAUCUGGUGGGAAAAUCGAAACAGCACCGAUUUCAUCUCUGAAAAUGGAGCAAAACUUCAAGUGUCCACUCUGUACGGCCUGUUUCGAAAAACAGGACGAGCUCAAAGAACAUUUGGGUGAAAAUCACAUGGAAAGCGAUGUCGUGCUGGAGUUUGCUGCGGAACAUCCGGACAAGCCCGAUUCCGUGGGCUUGAUUGCGGACUCACCCAUUCCGGUGAUCAUCCGAACGGAACCGACGCCCACAUCGGAGUUCCCAGCGGAACGGAACAACGGUUGGAACUGCGGAUGUUUGCCGUGUUGUUCCGAUGGAGGACGCUCAGCACCUGUGUUCGCACCGGAAGGGUGUCGAGAGUGUUGGCGUGAUUGUUGGCAGUGUUGCAAUAUUUGCGAUGACUGCGAGUGUGUUAUUAUGUGAUAACGGCAGGGCUUGCAGAAGAGUUUGUUACAUUUUACGCUUAUGAAUCUAGUAUAAAUUUUUGUAGAAUAAUUAAAUUUGAAUCCACGUUUUUUCAUAGAUUUAAGAUCAUUUUGUACGAUAGCUAGACAUCAAAGAGCAAUAUUUCAAUUAAAUAAGC
Culex pipiens pallens (northern house mosquito) is the source of this 614-nucleotide messenger RNA. RefSeq lists its product as uncharacterized. The coding region runs from base 83 to 454 and encodes 123 amino acids. NCBI's taxonomy places the organism in Eukaryota, Metazoa, Arthropoda, Insecta, Diptera, Culicidae. The transcript is spliced from 2 exons. The record is from RefSeq and is a predicted model, not a curated record.